AUGCUUGUUGAGAGUCUUUUCAAAUCUCUCGGACAUUACGUCAGCUACGGUCGUUUACAUGAAGCCUUCAAAACAUUUUCUCUCCUUCGUCUUCAGUCUUCUUCAAGUGAACUCAUUUUGCAGUCCGCAGCUUCCCUUUUAUCUGCCUGCGUGGAAGUUCGUUCAUUUUCUUCAGGGCUGCAGAUUCACGCUCACUGUGUUUCCUCUGGUGUUGAAUAUGACUCUGCUUUAGUCCCGAAGCUUGUUACUUUUUACUCUGCCUUUAACCUCCACAGAGAAGCUAGGUCAAUUAACGAGAACUCAGGAAUUUUGCAUCCCUUGCCUUGGAAUGUACUCAUCGUUUCGUAUGCCAAGAACGAACUUUACGAGGAGGCUAUUACUGCUUACAAGAGAAUGGUGAGUAAGGGAGUUCGACCCGAUUCUUUCACUUAUCCCUCUGUUCUUAAGGCAUGUGGCGAGACACUAGAUUUUGCGUGUGGAAAGGUGGUUCAUGGAUCUAUUGAGGUUAGCUCUCACAAGGGUUGUGUGUAUGUCUGCAAUGCGUUGAUUUCUAUGUAUAAAAGGUUUGGGAACGUGAGUAUUGCCAGGAGGUUGUUUGAUAGGAUGUCUGAAAAGGAUGCUGUUUCAUGGAAUGCAGUGAUAAGCUGUUAUGCGUCCGAAGGCAUGUGGAGUGAAGCUUUUGAGCUUUUUGAUCAAAUGUGGGUUUCAGGUGUGGAAGUCAGUGUCAUAACUUGGAAUAUUGUUUCUGGAGGUUGUUUGCAGACAGGAAACUAUGCAGGAGCUUUGGGUUUGGUCUCUAGGAUGAGAAGUUUCCCCACGGGGUUAGAUCACGUGGCAGUGAUUAUUGGUUUGAAGGCUUGCUCACUCUUAGGAGCAAGACGGUUGGGGAAAGAGAUUCACGCGCUUGCAAUUCUUAGUUCUUACGAUGGGAUUGACAAUGUUCGAAACACGUUGAUCACAAUGUACUCGAAAUGUGAUGACCUUAGGCAUGCUUUUAUAGUGUUUCAUCAGAGUAAGGACAAGAGUUUGAGUACGUGGAACUCUAUCAUUGCCGGUUAUGCGCAAGUGAACAGAUCAGAAGAAGCUUCUUACCUUCUCAGGGAGAUGAUGCUUCAUGGCCUGCAGCCAAAUUCCAUUACACUUGCAAGCAUUCUCCCUCUUUGUGCUCGUGUUGCAAACCUGCAACAUGGGAAAGAGUUUCAUUGCUACAUCAUGAGGCGUAAGUGCUUCAAAGACUACACAAUGCUGUGGAACUCCCUUGUCGAUGUUUAUGCAAAAUCAGGAGAAAUUGUAUCCGCAAAGCGAGUAUCUGAUUUGAUGAACGAGAGAGACGAAGUAACAUACACUUCCUUGAUAGAUGGAUACGGAAAUCAGGGUGAAGGGCGAGUUGCGUUGGCCCUGUUCAACGAGAUGAUAAUAUCCGGUAUCAAACCUGACCAUGUAACCAUGGUUGCAGUUCUGUCGGCAUGCAGUCAUUCCAAGUUAGUCCAUGAAGGCAAAACGCUGUUUACGAAGAUGCAGUGUGAGUAUGGCAUACGUCCUUGUCUUCAACAUUUUUCAUGUAUGGUUGAUCUCUAUGGCAGAGCAGGUCUCCUGGGAGAAGCCAGAGAUGUAAUUCAAACAAUGCCAUAUGAGCCGUCCAGUGCCAUGUGGGCUACUCUACUGAACGCUUGCCACAUCCACGGGAAUACGGAGAUUGGUGAAUGGGCGGCGGAAAAGCUCCUGGAGAUGAAGCCUGAGAAUCCGGGAUACUAUGUGUUGAUUGCAAAUAUGUAUGCAGCUGGUGGUUCUUGGAGGAAGCUUGCUGAAGUGAGGACUUUUAUGAGGGACUUGGGUGUGAAAAAGGCUCCUGGGAGUGCUUGGAUUGACACAGGUUCUGGGUUUUCGCUGUUCUCGGUGGGAGACACAUCAAGCCCUCGAGCAUGUGAUACAUAUUCUCUGUUGGAUGGUCUGAAUCAGCUGAUGAAAGACGCUGCUGGUUAUGCCAUCAAUGAGGAGCAAAGUUUGGAUGAAGAACUUCUUCAAGAAGUAGGAUGAAGAUCCGAGGAUGAUCAACUAUAGCUUUAUUCAGUUGAUAACACAUAUUCUAUAUACGUCAGCAUAUAAUCAGACCGAACACAAUUUGUAUUCACAUGAUGACUUCUAGUUGGAGUAGAAGACGUCUGGUACUCGUAUAUCUACGCAGCCUUUAACAAAUAACAACAAAGUGGAAAGUUGUGGGGCUUGCUGGGGAUGUGUUGUCUUAUAUAUUUGUAAGGUGAUACACUUCAUCAUGCAAGAGCUUUAUAACUCCAUCAGAAUUGGUUGGCCAGUUGAGGAAAUUUCUGCAGCCGCCAGGUUUGAUUGCUGGCUCGAUACAGUCCCUUCCAUAACAGUCAGUUCAGUGUAG
Molecule: messenger RNA, 2389 nt
Organism: Eruca vesicaria subsp. sativa (arugula)
Lineage: Eukaryota; Viridiplantae; Streptophyta; Magnoliopsida; Brassicales; Brassicaceae
Source: the annotation of a GenBank genome assembly